AUGGUUCAGUAUAGCUCAGUUUGGUUUGUGGUUGGAAUGACAAUAGACAGAUACAUAGCAGUGUGUCAUCCCUCAAGUGCUUUAACAAUGUGUACAGUCUUCAUGGCAAAGGUUGCAGUGGGAAUUAUUUUGAUCGGUUUAGUUGUGACCAGUGUCCACGCUAUGUGGGUUUAUGACAUAAAUCACAAAACUGGUAUCUGUGACAUGUUUACACCAGAAAACAACCUUCAAAUCGUACAUCUUAAAAUAUGGAAUAUUCUGUCAGCAGCAGCAUAUGUAUACUUGCCUCUCAUCAUUUUACUGAUUAUCAACACACUACUAACAUGCGGUUUGUGCUUUCAACAUAGUUCGUCAUCAACAUUUACGCAUGAUAACGGUUCAACAGAAUAUACCAAUGCAGUCGUUGCAAUAUCUAUGCUGUAUUUUGCUUUAGUUUUACCCAUCACACUGUACAAUAUUGUAAUGAUAUCAUCUGGGAUACGAAUGACGGCUGACAUGUACAAUACAUUGGUGAUAUUUGAUCAUAUGCAAAGCAUAAACUUAGUAAAUGUAUUCUUUGUAUGUGUGCUAUUCUCACGUUCGUUUCGACAAGAAAUUCAUUGUAUAUAUAGACUAAUUAGAGAGAAACGUAAGCAAACGGUGGAAAUGAAUAGAUUCUCAAAUAAAGCCUUAAUUACCAAUGAAACUACCACUAUCACUACCAUGGCGAACGAGGAGGACACCUUGAUAUAA
This is a messenger RNA of Mytilus trossulus (common blue mussel), 732 nucleotides long. RefSeq names its product probable G-protein coupled receptor 139. Gene Ontology annotation, cellular component: neuron projection; plasma membrane. The transcript has a single exon. Gene Ontology annotation, molecular function: G protein-coupled receptor activity; peptide binding. The record is from RefSeq and is a predicted model, not a curated record. Gene Ontology annotation, biological process: G protein-coupled receptor signaling pathway. Lineage: Eukaryota; Metazoa; Mollusca; Bivalvia; Mytilida; Mytilidae. The coding region runs from base 1 to 732 and encodes 243 amino acids.